Durusdinium trenchii is the source of this 723-nucleotide messenger RNA. The record is from the annotation of a GenBank genome assembly. NCBI's taxonomy places the organism in Eukaryota, Dinophyceae, Suessiales, Symbiodiniaceae.
AUGUGCGACCGCGAGCGUAGCCCAUCGAGAUCGGACAGUUCCGAAUCGUUGACAGUUCGGGACCCGACUGAAGCGUGGAACUGGCAGUUCGUUCACCCAGACAGUGGAACCGAGUUGUUUGUGCAGGCACUGCAGUGCCUUGGGGUUGACAUGGCCAAAGCCAUCCCCAAGAGGGUCCAAGGAGAGUGCAUCAAGGCACUUAAUGAGGAACCUACUGCUGAGCUGAUCUCUGGUUCUUUCAGGCAGCUGGUGAAGGAGCGUUUGCUCAAAAACUAUUGGUGCAUCCAUUCGGUGUUGCAGAUGGAGGUCUUUCAGUCCCGCCGUCCAAGCCAAGCAGAACUUAUGAUUGUCUUAGACAGUCUCAAUGACUACUACAAGGACAUGAUGAAGAAUGCUGAGUAUCCGACUGCUAUGGCACCUAUGGAGGUUGAGCCUACCAAGCCGUGCGCUGGGCGGGAUGUCGAGCCCGGUGAUGGCGAUAAAGAUUUGAGUGCUUCUUCAGACGGUAUCCCUGACGGGCACAAGGGCGCUGCGCGGGUGGAAGUCUUACUUCGACAGCAGGCCCUCAAGGCUAAGUCUGAUGUUGAUGGUAACAAGAUUUCAGGUCCAAAGCCGUCCUUUUUCUACAGCAACUACAGAUUCAUCACCUCGUUGUACCUGCCUUUGCCUGACAAGCCUGGGUGGGACGCAGAUAUGUCGAUAAAGUGGCUCGGCAUACCAUAA